Molecule: messenger RNA, 1671 nt
Organism: Dracunculus medinensis (Guinea worm)
Lineage: Eukaryota; Metazoa; Nematoda; Chromadorea; Rhabditida; Dracunculidae
Source: the annotation of a GenBank genome assembly
AUGUCGAUCUCUCAAGAAAUAUUAGCGCUGAUUCGUCGCGUGAAAUGCCCUCAUUUCGAUGAAUUUGAAUCGCGUAAACGUAUUCGGCAGUUUUUUUUGCCGAGAAGGAUUUGUAUUUUUGCUAUUGGUUUAUUUGUUUUGUUGUAUUUUUUAAUAUUUUCAAAAUCUUCAACAACAAGUAUCGCUGAACUAUGUUUGGAUGAUCGUUUAAGACACUGGAAACUUCGUGAGAAUGAUUUCUCGAUAUCACUGCUGGGCCAGACUCUUCACUUUACUGCAAAUGGGUUUUUGGGGAUCGGAAAUGAUGGAGAACUUCGCAUUAAAGAUACUUCUUCUCGUGUGCUUUCAUUCGUAACUGCAUUUUUUCCAUUAAUCAGUGCUCGAAUUGAACAGUACAAUUCAGAAUCUAGUGCAUCUAUUACAGAUUAUCGAACUGGAACUAUAAAACGAAUUCAGUGCUUCACUAUUGAAAAAUGUGUAUGCAUAACUCGUUCUGUCUAUGCACAUCGUUCUAGGCCACAUAUUCUUGUUCAAGAAAUUCAAACAAAUAAUCCAACUGUUAGAUUUCAAAUUUUUUUCAAAAAUGAAUUUUCUAGCAUCGGCGACUCAUUCGUAUAUACACGUUCUUUUGAAAGUAAAUCUUCACGUACAACAAUGGCUGUAAUUUGUUCUUCUGUUCCGAAAAAUGUUAUCGUUGAAUGGAAGCGUGAAGACAGCUCAAGAUUUACUUGUGCUUUCGAUUAUGAAGUGGAUCUUUUAGGACUGCAUUCCGUGACAUUUGGUAUCUCUAAAUCGUUUGCACCUAAUGCUCUUAACCCUCGAUUAAUAAAUUUUACUCGAUAUGCUUUAUUAGCCAAUAGUCGUGAUUUAUUGAUCGAGAAAUUUUCAACAGAUGAACAAAAAAAGGUUCAUUUGGCUUUUAAUUUAUUGCUCAAAAAUGAUAUGUGUUACAAUGGUCAUUCAACAUUGAUGAUGCCUUCAAAAUUAUGGAAGGCCUCAGAAUCAAUGAGUGAAUUGAUUCGCACAAUCGAUAUUUGGAUCUUAACCUUGGAAAAGCGUGGUUGUUUUAAUCUUGUUAAGGCUGGCGCCACGGGUAUUGCUCAAGCAUUUGUUUUAAGUCUUCUUGCAUUCAAGUUUUCUGGUGAACAUAUGGAAAUGGAAAUUGAUCCUUCUGAUCUUCACAGAGAAAUAAGCGUUAACAAUUUGCCAUUUUCGCCUAAUAUUAAUUUAUCAAUCGUUGUUCAGCUGGAUGAUGAAAAUCGUCCUUAUUUUCUACUUUCUUCGCCUUCACUGGUAUAUGCCUGUGAUGCAGGAUGCCUCGAUGUACCUAUCGAAUUAGGACAAAAUCGAGUUCGCCUUCCAAUAAAAGUAACUCGACCUUUAACACCUAUUCUUUAUAUAUCAGCCAAUAAAAAACAUCUCGAGCAACUACAUGGAGCGAUUCAUGUAUUUGAGGUUGUUAAUGCUCCUGCUCAUGAACAUGAUCUAAUUGCUCUUCAUAAACACGGUCACAGACUCGGCGGUCUGCCACUCAGCUUCUGGGUUCUUUUAUGUGCUCUUGUUAUUGUUUUUCAUUUGUUUCUUUUUAAAUUGUUGUAUUCUGAAUGGAAAAAGGGUGAUUCUACUCCUUAUAAUUAUUAUUUACGGCAAAGGUAUAUGCGAACCCAUUGA